AUGUCUCCAAAGAUUGGCCCACUUUCUUUCGAAACACCGGGUCCAGGUGAUAUGGCGUUUGACAAACCGUAUUCCGAAGCAACAGCACAAAUGAUCGAUCAAGAAGUUCGAGAUAUGGUCAACGCUGCUUUAACGAGGACGCGGGAACUUCUUCUUGCGAAAAGAGAAGACAUAGAAAAGGUUGCUCAGCGACUUUUGGAAAAAGAGAUUUUAUCACGUGAGGACAUGGUAGAGUUAUUAGGUAAACGGCCGUUCGCCGAGAAACAAACUUAUGAGGAAAUGGUUUCCGGCACAGGAGGAUUGGAUGAAGACACAGAAUUACCGAAAGGUUUGAAAGAUUGGAACAAAGAGAAAGCACCGGCAGGGGCUGCUGAAUGA
Molecule: messenger RNA, 378 nt
Organism: Haemonchus placei
Lineage: Eukaryota; Metazoa; Nematoda; Chromadorea; Rhabditida; Trichostrongylidae
Source: the annotation of a GenBank genome assembly